AUGGCUCCCCAAGUCAAAUCAUGGCAAGACCUCAGUCUCCUCAGCGAAUGUAUCUCACCGGGCUUCAACAACAUCGUCUACACCACCUUUGCUCUCGUUGACGAGGAUGACCACGUUUUCUUCGGGCAGCUCUCCUUCAAGAGAAAAGAAAUCACAUUCGACCAGAUCACGGCCGCCCUGGAGCCAGUUCCAGAUAACCACAUUUAUCCACAACUGCCUCCACUCACCGCUGCCAAGUUCACCGUCGCACCGAAGGACCUGGGCAAGUCGAAGGUCUACAUCAAACGACCUUCCCUUAGCGCCUACGAGGACCUCAAGGACCAGGAUGCUCUCGGCUCGCUCCCUCCCCAGCUUCUUGACGAGGCUCGUAUCCUCGAGCUCACACUACGCAGGCCGCACCCAGGCAUCGUCCAGUACUACGGCUGCCGAGUCCAUCGUUCGCACGUCACCGGCUUGGUGCUGCAGAAGUACGAGUACAACAUCUACCAGUACCUCCAGCUUGGCAUCGGCACCAUCGACGACAAGGACGCGUUCAUGGAUGCCUUGGAGAGUGCAGUGCGUCACUUGCAUUCCGAACUCGGGGUGGCACACAACGAUAUCAAUCCUCUUAAUAUCAUGGUCAAUGGUAGCAACAAGAUGCCGGUCCUGGUUGACUUUGGCUCGGCGAGGAAGAUUGGCGAGAAACUAGGGGUGAGUCGUGGGACGCCGGGUUGGAUUGAUGAAGCAGACAAUUAUACGACUUCGGAAGUGCGUCAUGACGUUUUCGCGUUGGGCAAGAUUCAGGAGUGGUUGAAGAACCCGGAGUUUGAGAUGUAG
This is a messenger RNA of Sordaria macrospora k-hell, 816 nucleotides long. RefSeq lists its product as uncharacterized. Gene Ontology annotation, molecular function: ATP binding; protein serine/threonine kinase activity. The record is from RefSeq and is a predicted model, not a curated record. Gene Ontology annotation, cellular component: nucleus. Gene Ontology annotation, biological process: protein phosphorylation; mitotic DNA damage checkpoint signaling. Lineage: Eukaryota; Fungi; Ascomycota; Sordariomycetes; Sordariales; Sordariaceae.